Molecule: messenger RNA, 5006 nt
Organism: Anguilla anguilla (European eel)
Lineage: Eukaryota; Metazoa; Chordata; Actinopteri; Anguilliformes; Anguillidae
Product: zinc finger protein 800-like
Exons: 7
Coding region: 584-2725 (713 amino acids)
Source: RefSeq, a predicted model, not a curated record
AAAAUAUUUGUCCGGGUAAUAACUAGCUAGCUAAGUAGAACUAGUGAAAUAUUUUGCUAUUUAAAAUUUGUUUGUGAUGUUUGCGUCACUCGGUGUGGUUCCUGCACAUCCAUUGAAGAGAGUGGGCAAGUGGAAAUGUGGUUUUUGCAACAUUCCGAGCGCAGUUAAGCAGAAACUACAGACCGACAUGUGGAUCGCGCAAACGCCAGUGUCAUUAAUGUAAAGAUGGACAACCUCUUGAAAACUAAAAUCUUUACAUAUUAGCCAACUGGCUAGCUAGCUGCAUAGCUAACAAGGAUAGUUUUAUCGCACGUUUGAUGGAGUAAUCGCAGCAGCGCUAGACGUGACCUGAGGAGACGGUUGAUUUAUUGCACGACGAUCAAUUUUACAUUUGAAGGCGUCUCAUUCACGCGCUCUGAAUGUGGCACGGAUCGGCACGCACACACUUUAUUGAAAGCGAACGUGGUCAUCAUAUCCUUUGUAUGCAAAAGUACACGGACAUAGUUCGACCACGUGCACCGCAGUCUGCGAAUGCAGUUUAGCAAAAUGGUGAGCUGAUACUGGGAGCCCAGGAGAGAGCAGAAUGGAGAAGCCACACUCCGGUCUGAGGAGUCGCUUGGUGCGCAAGCAGUGCCCCAGUAAAGACACAGAGGAGGCGGACGAACCCAAAGCCAAAGUGCAGAAGACCGCCACCAAGGACAAGUCCUGCCAGACCGAGCAGCAGCACCACAACUGCUGUGAGCCUGGCGCUGGCGUGAGCGUGGGCGUGGGCACCAGCAGCCUGGGCACGGACACCAAAACUGCAGUGUUAUUCGUGGAGCCAGGGGAUCCCCCCCUGCUGCAGCAGCAGCUUCAGACCUCCAAAUCGGGCAUCCAGCAGAUCAUCGAGUGUUUCCGCUCAGGCACCACCCAGCUGAAGCACCUCCUGCUGAAGGAGGUGGACACCAUCUUUGAGUGCAAGCUGUGCCGCAGCCUGUUCCGCGGCCUGCCCAACCUCAUCACGCACAAGGAAUUCUACUGCUUCCGCCGAGAGCCCGACGCCGCCGACCCGCCUGCGGAGGACCGGCAGAGCCAGGCCAUCAGGGACCUGCUGGAGGCCAUCUACCCGUGGAAGGACAGGCCGGAGUACGUGGUGAAGCUGGACCCCAUCGAGACCAACCAGAACGCCGUGUUCCAGCGGAUAGCUGCGGAGGACGCCGCCUCCCUCCACGGGGAGCAGAGCCCCGCCCGUCCGCCGUCCCCGGAGGACCCGGACCCCGACGAGCAGCCGGCCGACGCCCCCGACGAAGAGGAGGAGAGCAAGCCGGCGGGGGAGGAGGCGCCCGAGGCGGCCUCCCAGCAGGAGGCGGACCCGGAGGCGGAGGAAGAGGAAGAGGAGGCGAAGGGGCUGACGGCGCCCGUGGAGGACGAGGCCGAGGCCAACGAGGAGGAGGACUACAAGGUCUCCUGCUGCCUCUGCGGGAAGGACUUCAACUCCCACCGCAGCGUGCGCCGGCACUGCCGCAAGAUGCACAAGAACAAGAUGGACGAGCUGUGCAAGUUCACGGAGACGCACACGGUGCCCAUCAGCCUGUUCUCCACGGUGCGGGGCCGCCCCUCCCGCCCGCCCGCCUCCGCCGGCCGCGACUGCCCCAUGUGCUGCAAGUCCUUCGCCACCAAGGCCAACGUGCGCCGGCACUUCGACGAGGUGCACCGCGGCCUGCGGCGCGACACCAUCACCCCGGACAUCGCCACCAAGCCGGGCCAGCCGCUGUCCCUGGAGCCCCCGCGCUCCCCCCGCAAGCAGAAGCCCCUCCCCCAGACCCAGUACAACCUGGUGGCCUGCAAGUGCCUGAUGUGCCGGAGGCAGUACAGCUCCAAGGUCAUGCUGGGGAGGCACCUGCGCAUCGUCCACAAGAUCAACAUCCUGGAGAACGGCUCCGCCCCCGGCUCCGCCUCCACCCCCGCCAAAGACGAGAACUUGUCCGACGCCGCCUCGUCCGGCGUCAGCCCCGCCUCUCAGAGCGAGCAGGACAGGAAGGGGGCGUCGGGGACCCCCAAGAGCAAGGUCAAGCAGGAGAACGAGGCGCCCCGGUCCCACAAGGUGGGGAAGCUGUCCGUGGGCUUCGACUUCAAGAUGCUCUACUGCAAGCUGUGCAAGCGGCAGUUCUCCUCCAAGCAGAACCUGACCAAGCACAUCGACAUGCACACGGACGGCAACGACAUCUACAUCAAGUUCUACCGCUGCCCCAUCUGCAACUACGACUCGCGGCGCAAGCGCGACGUCAUCCGCCACAUCACCGUGGUGCACAAGAAGUCCUCGCGCUACCUGGCCAAGAUCAUCCCCAACCUGGAGAGCCGGGCCAUCAAGAAGCCGGCGGAGAUCGUCCUCAACCCGGCGGUCAAGAGGGGGCUGUCCAGGGAGGACGUCAACGGCCGGCACGAGCCGCCCGCGGGGUCCCCCGCCGGCCGCAAGCAGGAGCCCCCCGCGGGGUCCCCCGCCACACGCAAGCAGGAGCCCAACACCGGCAGCCCCCUCACCCGCCGGCAGGAGGCCCUGGAGGCCAGCGCCGAGGUGAAGGUCACCAAAAACUUCUCCCUCCACGCCUGCGAGGUCUGCGGCAGAGCCUUCGCCAAGCAGUUCUUCCUGGAGAAGCACAGGAGGACCCACAAGAGGGCCACCUUGGGCUCCGCGGACGGCGGCAGGACCAAAGGCCGGAGCACGCGGUCCAAGGCCUUCAUAUGAUCUCGGCUGGAGUGUGGAACACUUGCACUGGAUUCUUAGUCGAGACCAGAAAACGUCACGGAUGAGAAAACCACUAACAAUGAGAAAGGAGAGCUGGGACUAGAACUUUCUGAGGGGGGAGGGGGGCGGGGGGGGGACGAGGCGAGUGAGCGAGCAAGCGAAUGUGGGAGUGAGAGAGAGGAGCUAGCCAUGAACAGACUCAACAUGUGCUUUCCGAAUCCAUCCUUGGAAUCUGGUGUAGGAUAAGGAUAUAUAUAUAUAUACUUAUGUACUUAUAUGUGUAUAUAUAUAUAUAUAUAUAUAUAUACAUACAUACAUAUACACACGGCGUAGAUCAGCGCGCAGAUGUUCACAACCUCUCAGCCGCUUGUGUGGACUUGAGGCGAGUGCUUCGGCGCUGCUGUCCGUAGGUUAGGAGCCAUUUUGUUUCCCCCACGUGUAGGCCCAUGUACCAGCGCUCAGAUCACAGUCACAACUUUUUCCCUCACAAAUCGUUUUCAGGAAGGGGAGCUGGAGCACCGGAAUCCCGCGGCUCUUGGUGUCAGUAUUUGACGGGCUACGGGGCCGUCCAAAACCAAUAAGCCACCCCCUCCCCCCCCCCCCGCUCUGGCAUCUCUCAGUUCAUCUCAUUGCCCCCUUGCUUAGCUCCUCUGCGGCGCUCCUGAAUGAAAUGGCACUGAAGGUGUUCAAGCUCCUAGCCUUAGUUGAGUGCUGAACCUGCUCUACCAGCACCACAGUAGAAAGUCUGUAUCCCUGGUCUUAAGUUUUUGGGAAACUGCUUUGAGGGAAUUGCAAUUGUUUUCAUGUUAGGCUGUGAACAGUACUGACUUGGCUACUAUUUUUCAGCAAUUUCCCCCCGAGGGUCAUUGGAAUAUAGUACAGAUGCAUAAAACUGUUUGUAAAAAUUCCAUUUAUGUUAACGGUGGUGUGAAUUAUAGAAGUUCAAAAACAGUUUAAAGGGAUAGUUUCCACCCCAUAUUCACACACAAACAAGAUGUGGAGAGUGAACACUGAGCAAAGAAGGAUGUGUGUGUGGUCUCUGUCCGCACACACACACACACAGCAACACAAGGAGAGAAAAGCUAUUUAAAGAGUUUAAAGUGAAAGGAUUAUUUUUGUAACUGAGAAGAGUUAUUUUGGAAGAGGUUUUAUUUUGCGUGUAGUUCAUUUGGUACAGUACCUUUUUCGGUGAAAGGAAGCGAUGUUUCAGACAACUAUUUUUUACCUUUUCAUAUUUUCUAUUUGCGCUGGCUUGUAAAUAUGUUCGGAGUCACUGGAGAAAAGCAGCGUCUUUGUGAAGUGAAGCCAGUGCUUAAGUUUAAAACGUCCGAUGUGUGCUCACAUUUCUAGAAGUUUUAUAGUGGGUCCAAGUUCCAACCCAAAGCUUUGAAGGGCCAAAUGUUAGAAUGAAGUUCAGAGCUGUUUGCUUGAUUGGUUUCUGUUUCCUUUGAUGUGGGAAAUGUGUCUUGGAGCUCAUCCUUCAGGAAAAUAUAGGGAUUGGAUUAAUUUUUAGCUAAUAGAAUGUUCCAUGACAGCUGUUGUUUUUUCAUUGUUGGUUCAAAUAACCAUAAGUUAUUUUUCACUUAUGCUCAAGGCAGUUCUAGCCAGUCUACUCUGAAUAAAUAGUUUGCUUUAUUUUAUUUUUUCUUUCUCAAACUAACCAGAGAAAGCAACCUAUUCAGCCCUACAAAAUGUGACGGCACUGUGAUCGCUUUGCAAUGUUAAUGGUAAUCAGUGGUGAUUGAGGUUAGGUCUCACCGGAAAUAUAUACUUUUCUUUUCAUUCAUGAAUUCCUCUUCUGAAACCUAUUAGAUCAUAUAAUAUGUAAGUCCAAUCUGUUAAAAUGAAUAUAUGCAUUAGCAAGCACUGUAUCUUUAAGGCAGCCCAGCAUAUGCUCUUAAGAGUGUUUAGCUAAGAGUUCUGCACACAUACUAACUAUAGUACACUUGAAUUACAGUGUACAGUGGUAAUCUCUUGAACUCUAAGUCAUGUGUUCAGUCAUGUGACUGGACUCUUACCAUCCCACUCAAAGGGGUGUACUUAAAUGAAUACUGUCCUCACAUCCUUAGCAUCAGCCCCUCCCUCAACUAAAGCAACGUUAGAUUGUCUACUUAAUCCAGAAGUAAGUGUAGUCUUCCCAGUCCAUUGCACUAAACCAAUGCAACUAAUAGGAAAAAAAGAAAGUAGUAAGAUAACUGUUGCUUGUUAAUGUUCACUGAAUGUAUUUGAUGCUGGAUGAAUGCAUUGUAUUUCAGUAAUAAACCAAGAAAGAAAGGAUCUA